Exophiala viscosa is the source of this 1770-nucleotide messenger RNA. RefSeq names its product FAD/NAD-P-binding domain-containing protein. Gene Ontology annotation, molecular function: NADP binding; N,N-dimethylaniline monooxygenase activity; flavin adenine dinucleotide binding. Lineage: Eukaryota; Fungi; Ascomycota; Eurotiomycetes; Chaetothyriales; Herpotrichiellaceae. The record is from RefSeq and is a predicted model, not a curated record. Bases 1 to 1770 code for a protein of 589 amino acids. The transcript has 7 exons.
AUGAGUAUUCAGUUAGUCGACGAAGAAAAAAUCCCAGAGGCCAACGGCAUCACCGUGCCUCCAGCAGAAUUCCCAGCGCUUUAUAACUGGCCGACGACCAACGAAAAUGGCUACACUAUCAAUGAGGCCCCAUCAGGAACUUCUCGAAAAGUAAGAAUCAUCUGCGUGGGAGCUGGGGCCUCGGGCAUCAAUCUUGCCAAAUUUGCACAAGACCAGCUCAAGAAUGCAGAAGUGGUCAUAUAUGAGAAGAACGAGGAGGUAGCGGGGACAUGGUUUGAAAACAAGUAUCCUGGUUGCGCAUGCGACAUACCGAGCGUCACUUACCAGUUCUCGUGGGAUCCACAAAUAUGGUCUAAGUACUACGCCGAGGCUCCAGAAAUCUUCGCCUACUUCAAAGGCGUUGUGGAUAGGUUUAGCCUUUGGAAGUAUAUGAAAUUAAAGCAUGAAGUCCAGCACGCGCAAUGGAGUGCGGAGGCUGGUGUCUGGAAUGUGAGGAUUAAAGACCUCCACACCGGGAGAGAGAUGCAUGAUCAUUGCGACAUCUUCAUCAACGCCAUGGGCUUCCUCAACAACUGGAAGUGGCCGAAGAUAGAGGGGCUGCACUCGUUCAAAGGCGUUUUAACACACUCGGCUGCUUGGCCAAAUGAUCUAAAUUUGGAUGGCAAGCGGAUAGCCGUAGUAGGCAAUGGCUCGAGUGGUAUUCAGAUUGUUGCCAAUGUGCAAAAGCUGGCGUCGAAACUUUAUACCUGGGUUCGGACGCCGACCUGGAUGACGGCCGGUUUUGCGCAGAAAUAUGCCGGAGACAACGGCCGGAAUUUCGAAUACUCGGAAGAGCAAAAGAAGCGUUUUCGAGAGGAUCCAGAGUAUUACCUCAAAUACAGGAAGUCGGUCGAGGUUGAGAUGGUCAAAGGGUUUUACGUCUUCCACAAGAACACUCCGGACUCCAUGGCGGCGUUGAAGUUUGCUCACACAGAAAUGCGGAAUCGCUUGAACGGCCAAAAGAGGCUUGCAGAUGCGCUUAUACCGAAAACGUUUCCAGUUGGUUGCAAACGGCCCACGCCCGGCAAUGGUUAUCUGGAGGCCUUGUUGGAAGACAAUGUGCACGUUUAUUGUGAAGGAGGACUGACACAGGUCACCGAAAAGGGCUUCCUCGAUCCGGAAGGCGUAGAGCAAGAAGUCGACGUGAUUAUAUGUGCGACCGGUUUCGACACAUCCUGGGUCCCUCGAUUCCCAAUCAUCGCCAACGACGUCAACCUACAGGAUUUGUACUCGAGCAAACCUAUCGGCUAUCUUGGUGUGGGUGCGCCCAGGAUGCCCAACUAUUUCACCUUCUAUGGCCCUUACGGGCCUCUCGGUCAAGGCAGUGCAAUGCCCAUGAUCGAGCUGUUUGCUUCAUAUAUCAUGAAGGCUAUACAAAAGAUCCAGUUUGAAGAUAUCAAGAGCAUCACACCAAAGACAGAAAUAAUCGAUCAGUACGCCGAACACACCGACCUUUUCAACCGAAGAACGGUAUACGAUGCUCCCUGUCGCAGCUGGUUCAAAGGAGGUACAUAUGAUGGCAGAAUAAUGCUACACCCCGGCACAAGGUUACAAUACAUGGAACUGCUCAGCUCGCCCCGGUACGAGGACUACGACAUCAAGUACAGAAACGGAAAUGCAUGGUAUUGGCUGGGGAAUGGAUUUUCAAUGCGAGACCUGGAUGGCCGUGAUCUGACGCCAUAUCUGGGUCUUGUGGACAACCUUGAUGAACAGAGGGACUACGAUGUAUAA